GGAAACUCCCUUUAAUCACACGACACAUUUUCACUCAACGACUGGCCGCUGAACUGAGUGCUAUACGUUACCUUUUUUACUCUUCACUUGUUUCGCACUUUCUUUCAGUCACCAUCUCCGACUCUUUCUCUUAUCUCUAAGUCAACAUGGCUCACCAUGAAGAUUCAAGUGCAUGGAAUUCGAGUAUACCUCACCCUAAGCUCAAUGAAAGAAUUCUGUCUUCUCUGUCACGGAGAACUGUUGCUGCUCACCCCUGGCACGAUUUAGAGAUUGGGCCAGGAGCUCCAGCUGUUUUCAACUGUGUGGUUGAAAUUGGCAAAGGCAGUAAGGUUAAGUAUGAGCUGGACAAGACAAGUGGACUUAUAAAGGUUGAUCGUAUUCUUUACUCAUCAGUUGUCUACCCACACAACUAUGGUUUUAUCCCAAGAACCAUUUGUGAAGACAGUGAUCCUAUGGACGUGCUGGUUCUAAUGCAGGAACCCGUGCUUCCUGGUUCCUUCCUUCGUGCUCGUGCUAUUGGACUAAUGCCUAUGAUUGACCAGGGUGAGAGGGAUGACAAGAUCAUAGCAGUUUGUGCUGAUGACCCUGAGUUCCGCCAUUACACUGACAUCAAUGAGCUUCCUCCACAUCGGCUUGCUGAAAUCAGAAGAUUCUUUGAGGACUACAAGAAGAAUGAGAACAAAAUAGUUGAUGUUGAAGACUUUCUACCGGCUGAAGCUGCCAUUGAUGCCAUCAAUUACUCCAUGGACUUGUAUGCUGCUUACAUAGUUGAGAGCUUAAGACACUAACUUCCUUAGAAACUGAAUAGCCAAUUUCAGUGAUCUCCAACUAAAUAUGUAAAAUGUGAAUGAAACUCCAUAAACAUUGUGAUUUCCGUGCUGUUCUGUGAUGCACUAGUGCUGCCUCGGUUAUUGACACAACAGUGUCUAAAACUUCUGCUUUGGAUGCGGUUGUACUGCCCCCCAAUAAUGAGUUCAUUUAUAGUAUUGAAGUCCUUAUCCUUUGUUUGGUAUUGGAGAAAUAGUAACACAUGAAUGAAUUUUCAGUUAAGCAAAUUCCUCGAGUUUUAUUGUA
Glycine soja is the source of this 1074-nucleotide messenger RNA. Its product is annotated as soluble inorganic pyrophosphatase 1-like. The transcript has 9 exons. Gene Ontology annotation, cellular component: cytoplasm. Gene Ontology annotation, biological process: phosphate-containing compound metabolic process. Bases 147 to 788 code for a protein of 213 amino acids. NCBI's taxonomy places the organism in Eukaryota, Viridiplantae, Streptophyta, Magnoliopsida, Fabales, Fabaceae. The record is from RefSeq and is a predicted model, not a curated record. Gene Ontology annotation, molecular function: inorganic diphosphate phosphatase activity; magnesium ion binding.